UCCUUGUUGGUUUCCUCGCGCUCGUAUGGAGGACGAGGCGAGAUGAGGAGAUUAGAGGGCAAGGUCGCAAUCGUCACGACCUCCACCCAAGGGAUCGGCUUCGCCAUCGCCGAGCGGCUGGGCCUCGAGGGCGCCGCCAUCGUCGUCUCCUCCCGUAAGAAGAAUAAUGUCGAUGAGGCAGUGGAGAAGCUGUGGUCGAAGGGAGUUGAGGUGAUGGGGGCGAUCUGUCAUGUGUCGAAUCCUCAGCACCGGAAGGAUCUCGUGGAGAAGACCGUCCAGUGUUAUGAGCUAACGGUUGUCCAGACGGAGUUAACAACUUAUUAAUUGGAGGAGGACGAGUAGUUCGAGAAGAGGAAAACAAUCCUCCUCCAAUCUCGGGACUUUAACCUGUUGAUUAUCGACUCCAUUACCAAAGCUCUCCUACUUAGGGUCGACGGUGCAGUUAAGCAACUCAGAGAGGGGGCCUAUUUUGUGUCCGAACCCCCAACUCUCUUCCUCGACCUCUAAAGGUUAAUCGAGGAGUGUCCUCCCAGCUUAUUUCCAAAUCUACUAUAGUUUGUUUUUGUAUUUGCACCUGCCCCUUGGACAAGCGAAACUUUGUAAUCAAGAUUUCCUCUCCUGCAAAUAAGAUUUUAGUAAGUUUCACCAA
Zingiber officinale is the source of this 649-nucleotide messenger RNA. RefSeq names its product short-chain dehydrogenase/reductase SDRA-like. Bases 43 to 324 code for a protein of 93 amino acids. The transcript is spliced from 3 exons. NCBI's taxonomy places the organism in Eukaryota, Viridiplantae, Streptophyta, Magnoliopsida, Zingiberales, Zingiberaceae. The record is from RefSeq and is a predicted model, not a curated record.